This is a messenger RNA of Spea bombifrons (plains spadefoot toad), 5058 nucleotides long. RefSeq names its product SH3 domain and tetratricopeptide repeats 1 (gene SH3TC1). The transcript has 18 exons. Lineage: Eukaryota; Metazoa; Chordata; Amphibia; Anura; Pelobatidae. Gene Ontology annotation, molecular function: protein binding. The record is from RefSeq and is a predicted model, not a curated record. The coding region runs from base 173 to 4240 and encodes 1355 amino acids.
GUAAAGAGGUCAGAGAGGAAAAGAUGUAUCACAGGGCAGUUCCGCACCCAACAAAGAACAGAGUCUGACCGACGUUACGGUGUUAGAAGGAGUAAGCGUGCUGCACGGAGGUAAAUCUAACCUAUUGAAGGGUUACAAUGCAAGCGUACUAAUAUAAGAGAUCCUAUAAAACAUGGAAAAGAUGGCCGCCGACCCUCGUGCUGCGCUUCGCACCCUGCAUCGUAUCGAGGAAGAUGAAUCGGAGGAGAGAGAGCACCAAGAACUGCAAGAACUUGGCUCAACGUAUUGGGCUGAAUUGAAACAAGUGGAACAAGAGUACAGUCCACGUGAAAAACCUACAGACGGACAGGCUACAUCUGCCAAAAACUCAAACUCCUUGGUUGCAUCGGUGAAGAAGGCCAUUUCUUCUCUAGGCUCUAAUGCCUCCUCCUCCAUUGAGAACUUUGUUCAGAUCACAGACUGUUUAAAGGACAGUUCAGAAACUUGCUCUGACCAGACAGAUACAAUUAUACCAGAUCUUUGCAUCCACCUUGUGAUGGUCAGGAAUGGACUUCCUGACCCAGAGCUCCAAGGAGAACUGAGGAACAGACUUCGGCUGCUAGAGAAUGACAAUAAGGAAGUCACAACUGUAUUUAAUGAAUUGUCUGCACGGCUGCUGUCUAUUCAGAGUGAUAAGGAUUUGAUAACCGUGACCUUCAAAACGUUUGAAGAAAUAUGGAAAUUCUCCACCUACUAUUCUCUUGGGUUCCUAAAUCACUGUAUGGAAAAUAUUUUUCAAGACCAGUUAUUCUGGCUAUCUUCACCGGAGGAAGGUGAUGCUGAAAUCAAAGUCUCUGUUAACGAGGAAACAUUAAAUCUUAUUUAUAAAAGUCUUCUAAUGGAGGAAGGAAUGUUCUUUGUCCUCUGUGCUGACAAUCACGUAAGGCAGGCUGGUGUGGUAGACGGUGCGCUGCAGGUUUUCCAACCAAACAGUUCCCCUGAAGGACUAAAUGUUGAAUGGACACAGGACGGACACGCUGUACCGGCUGACCCCUUACUUGGCUGUAAAGCGGAACCUUUAUGUCCUUUCCAUGAGUGGUUUCUUAAGACAAAUGCAGCUUCUGACUUAGGUGAUUUUGCUGAAUCAAAGUUGAGAAAUAAAAUUGCUGUAGGCCGGUGUGAAGCAAUGGUUGAUUAUCAAAGUGAAGUUGCUGAUGAGAUGACCUACAAAAGUGGAGAUAUCAUUGAAACACACGGUACUUUUUUUGAAUGCAUGGAGUGGUUUCUCGGAAGAAAUAAGACAAGUGGACAAAUUGCUUUUGUGAAGACCAGCAAUGUGAGCCUUUCCUUAUCAGAUUCAGGACCAGAAACCUUGGCAUUUUUAACAAGUGAAGAAAACAUGCUCUACAGAAGCAAAGAAGAAUUUGAUUUGAAUGAUGCAAAGGAAUUGCUACAUACAAUAUCCUAUUCAGACGUUUGUAAUGUAUACAGAGUGGAUGAACUUCAGGAGAUAAGAGAUCCCAAGCAUAGCGAACUAAGGCCACCAACUAGUAUCGAUUCAAAUGACUUGAAAGAAAAAAUAGAAAAAUUCUUAGCUGAAACCGAGGAAAACCAAGUGGCGGAUAUCAGGGACAACCUGCAAACUCACACACUCUCAACAUCCAAAGAAGCUAAGGUCACCCAUGAAGAACACAAGGCCCAAUGUUUCUGUAUCCGGGAGGAAGAGGAUAGACAAGAGGCGCUGGACUCGCUGCUUUUAUUCUUAAACAAUGAAAAAUAUCUGCCGAGUUUCAAAAACCUUUAUGAUACCUCCUGUGAUUUUUUACAUACCUUGUUUAGUGGAUAUCGUGAAGAGGGAGAAUUGGUUAGAUAUCUCAGUAUGGCUCGCGAGGCAGCAAAGAAAGCCAACAUGAUCUGGGCAUUGACGAGGAUUUGUUUCCUCCUGGGAAGGCUCUCUGUCAAGAGACACAAGUUUUCCCAAGCUAGGGUCUACUUUGAAGAAGCAAUGGGGGUUAUUGAUGGUGCUUUUGAUGACCUUUUCCUCAUCAGUGCUGUAUAUGCAAACUUGACUGCAGUAUAUCUGAAACAAAAGCACAAAGAAAAAUGCGUUCACAUGAUUGAUAAAGCCGCUUCACUCAUCAUCGGACUUGAAAGUUAUAUCAGUAGCUCAGACAUGGAACCAGCGAUCCUGAAAUAUGCCUUGAAAAAAGCGAUACUGAGUCAGGACACGCGCUGUGAAAUCCGAGUAUGUUCCCUUCUGGCCAAAAUUUACACUGACUUAAGACAACAUGAUGAGGCCUUACCGUUUGUAGAACGCCUACAGUUUCUAAGUAACACGGUGGGAUCCCAGCAGAGCUCCGCACCAGAAUACUACUUUCAGCUGGCGGAUAUGUAUAGUAACAAGUGCUUGCCCCACAUGGCAUUGAGCUGUGUUAAAGUGGCAUCCCAAGGACCGCGUAGUUUCACAGACUCGUUGAAGGGAGCAAAAUUUGUCAUCGAAAAUGCGAACAAGGUUUGUGAGAUAAAGAGAGGGAAACAAACGUUUCCAACACAGAUCGCUCACUACCUCAGGAAUGCAUUGGUGUCAGCAGCCACGCAACAGGAGCAAACACUCUCCACUUCGAUAUACUUGGGUUUAUCCCAAUUAUGCACUGGCCAUAAACAGUAUAAAAAGGCUCACUUAUAUAUUCUGAAAGCCAUUGAGGAGAGUGUUUCAACGACGCCAAAAUCAAGGGUGGAUAUUUGUGUUUCACUAGCUUGGUUGUGUAUGCUGGAUUCAGCGAACUCUUUGGCUCUGGAUAUCUUGAAUGGUGUGGAAUCAGUAUGUAUCUGUACACCGCAUCAGCUGGGGAUCGUGUAUAACCUAAAGGGCAUUGCCUUGAGACGAACGUGUGCCGUAAAAGAGGCGGCAGAGCAUUAUGCCAAAGCUCUGCAAAUUUCAAGGGACACAGGCGCUCAACACAACACAGCUGCUGCUUUAGCCAACUUCGGUAUAUUAUGCCUGCACUUAAAUGCCCAUAUGCUGUCAGAGCAUUUCUUAGUCAAAUCAGUAAGUGUUUAUUCCACAGUUCCAAAGGCCGACGGCGGUGUGGACUUCAUUCAUGUGCUGCUUAUUCUUGGACACUUUUACGUGAGCAGGAUACAUAAGGAAACUGGAAGGUUAUAUUACGAGUGGGCAUUACUUGUGGCAAUGGAAAUAAGUCAUUUAGAAAGUCAGCUUCUAGCCACCCAGAUACUCUGCCAUUUCUACAAUACCAUUGUAAUUAAUGAAGCACAAUGUAUUAUCUACAACGAAUACCAGCUUUCGUUGGCCAGGAAGAUGUCAGAUAAAGUAUUAGAAGGUCAAGUCCUUGAAACAAUAAGUCAACUGUAUUUAUCCUUAGGCACAGAAAGGGCCUGCAAAUCUGCUCUGGAAUACACAAAGAGAAGUCUAGGGAUUUUUAUAGAUCUUCAGAAAAAGGAAAAGGAGGCGUUUGCCUGGCUCUGUGCUGGAAAGAUUUAUUAUAUCCUUGGUCAGAAUGAACUUGUGGACCUUUACGUUCAGGUUGCUCAAAAUGUAGCUCUUUCUACCGGGGACCCACAUUUAGGAAUGCAAUUAUUUGAGGCUGCUGGAGACAUAUUCUUCAAUGGUAUCACAGACAGAGAUAAGGCAGUGUCAUUCUACAGGGACCAUGCCCUUCCACUAGCUGAGAAGAUGGGAAACAUGAAGACAGAGCUCAGGCUGUGCAAUAAACUUGCAGAGUUAUUGACGAGCAUGAAAAAUUAUGAAGAGUGUCUGGAACAUGCAAAAAAAUCUCUGGCAAUCAGUGUGAGUUUAGAAAAUAGGUUGAAUGAAAGAGUUGCCUAUCACAGACUAGCUGGAGUAUACAGACAUCUGGGUCAGUGUGAACUAGCAGAACAUUUUUACCUGAAAGCUCUCUCCCUUUGUCCGUCUCCUUUGGAACUUGAAGAGGAAGCAGUAUACUACAUGAAAGUGUAUUUAAUUCUAGGAGAUAUUAUUUUCUAUCAUCUUAAGGAUCCCUUUGAUGCGUCCGGGUACUACCAUUUGGCACUUGCAGCAGCCAUGGAUUUGGGAAACAAAAAGACUCAGCUGAAGAUUUACACUAGGCUUGCCGUUAUCUACCAUAAUUUCCUCAUUGAUCGAGAAAAAUCUCUUUAUUUUUACCAGAAAGCCAGAACUUUUGCAUCCGAGCUUAACGUUCGAAGAAUAAACCUGUCACCAAACCAAGGUCACCCGAGCACAAUGUGGACGUGUGUUUAAAGAUCUCAGUAAAAAUGAUCAUAGGUGACUAAGAACUACAUACACGGCUUAUUAGGGAAACACAAAUUUCAGGUGUGACAAUUCCAAGUGUGUAUCUUUAUAGGGAGCUACACAUUUAAAGAUACACAACUGCACUUACCCGGCUUUUCUGGGACAGGAACCCUUAUGGAUGUAGCACACAAGACAAAAAACUGGGUGCAGACAUGUCAAACAAUAUGAAACCGCACCAGGUAGUCCCUCAUCACACCCAUACCUACAAAUAAUACUCAUGCUAGGCUAUUUGUAGUGUCUACAUGAGGGGGCAGGGAUAGCCAUGUGAUGGGGUAGCUAGCCCAAGGUAGCCUAAAAUGUGUCGAGAGUGGAGGGAAAAAUAAGACAGUCGGAAUUGAUGAUAAAUGAUGGUCCACUGCCCAAAGAACAGAGUGGCCAAGAGACCCAGAGAAGCAUCCUUCCAGGUUAAACCUAGGAGAGUUCUCAGAUAUACUCAUUCCUGGGCUGGAGGAGUGUUUUCUGGCUCUAAAACACGUGGUUAUGUAUGUUUUUAAAAAAUAAAAAAAUGGCUCACAAGUUACAUGGUUGCAACUGUAAGUAACAUGUAAAAGUGGCGUGUUUAAGAUCAUGGGCUUUAGGAGCAUCUGGUUCUCGUCACCAACCAGCUUAAUAAAUAUGUGCCAUGCUUUCCAAGUACACAGUUGCUGCACUUUAUGAAUUUAUACAUUGUAUUGUUUACAGUUCUAAGUGGGAUCAGAGUAACACAUUUUUGCUAAUCAUUUGAAAUGUACUGUGAAUAAAAUAAAUGAGAAGUGAUUUUACAAGAA